Aplosporella prunicola CBS 121167 is the source of this 815-nucleotide messenger RNA. RefSeq lists its product as uncharacterized. The coding region runs from base 206 to 688 and encodes 160 amino acids. The record is from RefSeq and is a predicted model, not a curated record. Lineage: Eukaryota; Fungi; Ascomycota; Dothideomycetes; Botryosphaeriales; Aplosporellaceae. The transcript has a single exon.
ACAGCAGGGUUAGGGCAUCAGGGCGUGCGUGGGUCAACGGUACGACUUGAGCUAUACAUCUUACUUGGGUAGUUUCAGACGAGCUUUAAGAGACUUUUUUUUUUUCUUCUUUUUCUUUCAACUUGAGACCCUGGCGCAAAUCACUUGUAGUGAGCAGCAGUGCAUGCACGCGUUUCCUUAACCUCGGCUUUAAAUCGUUCCAAGCAUGGAAGACGAGGCGCCACCGUCCUCGGCUACUAUUGCGCAGCACCGAAGAUCCAUCUAUAUGCUCGGCUCGACUGGUCGCAUAGUCCUUGCUUCGCAUCACGAUCGAUCGCAUCAUCACCAGCAGCAAUCUGUCUCAGCCAGCAAGCCAAGCAGCAAUAAGCAAGCGGAGAUCAGCACCAGGCACGCACGGCACCGGCGCACCCAGCAGCGCGGGCCUCGAAACGGCGAGCCCCGCGGGCAGCACCAGCAGCGGCCAGGUAUGUAUGUAGGUAGGCACUGUACAAUACAACGAAGAGCGGGAAAUAACUACGGCGAUGCCGCCAACGGGCCAAAGACGGACACGCGACGUGUAGCAGGACGGGGUAGCGAGGCGCGGGCGUGCCCACGCAAGGUCAAACACGGGGGUCCACCAGUCAGAAACAUCGUCCGGGCUUCAUACACGGCGGAUUGCCGCAUUGAGCCCCGCAGAGCAGUGCCUUGAGCGUCGCCUCGCAAAACGUCCCGCGUGCGUGGUAUGCGCGGCGGUUGGUCCGCGAGCGCUAGGGCGUAUGGCACCUACGUUGGUUGGCCCUGCCGUGCACUGCGUGUGUGUGCACUGCGAGCGGGAG